AUGAGGUCUUUAGCUUCGCUUUCUGCUUCGGCGCUGCUGUUCCCUGCAGCUCUGGCUGUCUCUGUUAGCGAAAUCAAUGGCAAUCGCUUCCUGUCUUCCUACAAUGGCGAAAUCGUCUCCAAUGUCCGCGGCCUCGUGACUGCGAAGGGAUCGAGCGGGUUCUACAUUCGCUCGACCAGCCCUGACAACUCGUCUUUAACGUCGGAGUCGCUGUAUGUCUAUGGAUCCAGUGCGGUGUCUAAAGUCUCGGUCGGAGAUAUCAUCACGCUCGGCGGAAAGGUCUCCGAGUAUCGCUCAUCGAAGGCGUACGUAUAUCUGACUGAGCUCACCUCCCCAUCGGAUAUCACUGUGGUAUCGAGCGAUAACGAGGUCGUGCCACUGGUGAUCGGACCAAAGGGUCUGAGUCCUCCGACGGAGCAGUUCUCUGCCUUAGACGAGGGAGAUAUCUUCGGCAUACCGAACAACGCGAGUCAGAUCUCUAGCACGAACGCCGUUCUGCAGCCGACCAAGUAUGGCAUGGAUUUUUGGGAAAGUCUCAGUGGCGAACUGGUCACGAUUGGUGGCUUGAAUGCUAUCACAAAGCCAAACCAGUACGGAGACACUUGGGUGAUCGGUAACUGGACGGCCACGGGGAGGAAUGAACGCGGCGGAUUGACUAUGCAGAAGAAGGACUCCAAUCCCGAAGCCAUCAUCGUCGGAUCCCCGCUAGACGGAACCAAGAAUCCCACUGAUACGAAGGUCGGGGACACUAUCGAGGACAUCACGGGCAUUGUGACCCAAGCCUACGGUUACUACGCCCUCCUCCCCUUGACCAAGCUCUCCGUCACCGCCUCAAACUCGACCACCGCUGAAGCCACGGACUUGGUCUCCGACGGCACCUGCAGUGGCCUGACCGUCGGGAGCUACAACGUGAAUAACCUCUCGCCCAACUCGUCCACCUUGACCGGCAUCGCAGGCCACAUCGCCAGAGAAUUGAAGAGUCCUAGCCUUGUCUUCUUGCAAGAGAUCCAAGACGACGACGGCGCUACCAACGAUGGAGUCAUCUCCGCCAAUAAGACCCUCUCCGCCCUCGCCGACUCCAUCAAAUCCCAAGGCGGCAUCACCUACGACUUCAUCAACAUCGACCCCAUCGACGGCAAAGACGGCGGCCAACCAGGCGGCAACAUCCGCGUCGCAUACCUUUACGACCCUGAAGUCCUGCAACUGCGCACUCCGAACCCCGGAACAAGCAGCGAAAGCAAUGAGGUUCUUUCCGGUGCUGAGCUGAAAUAUAACCCCGGUUUGAUCGAUCCGAGUAACUCGGCCUGGGAUAAUAGUCGCAAGCCACUCAUCGCGGCGUGGGAGACCCUGGAUGGGAAGAAUAAGUUUUUCACGGUCAAUGUGCAUUUCACGAGUAAGGGGGGUGGGUCGUCGAUUGAUGGUGAUGCCAGACCUCCUGUGAACGGGGGAAUUGAGAAGAGGGAGGAGCAGGCGAAGAUUGUUGCUAGCUUUAUCACCGAGAUCCUCGCCGAAGACGGCAAAGCCAAGAUCAUCACCUCAGGCGAUUUCAACGAGUUCGCAUUCGUUCAGCCACUGACUACGUUCACGUCAGAGUCGAAGCUCCUGGAUAUCGAUGACGUGGUGAAUACCCCGGCGACCGAGAGAUAUACUUACCUGUAUGAUUCGAACUGUCAGCAGCUGGAUCAUAUGUAUAUCAGUGAGGCGUUGACGGAAGGUGCCAAGAUGGAGCAUAUUCAUGUUAACACCUGGGUAUCGUACGAUGACCAACAAUCGGACCAUGAUCCGACUGUGGCUUUGUUGAAUGUUUGCCAGUCUUGA
Messenger RNA from Aspergillus melleus, 1818 nucleotides. RefSeq names its product endonuclease/exonuclease/phosphatase family protein. The transcript has 4 exons. Lineage: Eukaryota; Fungi; Ascomycota; Eurotiomycetes; Eurotiales; Aspergillaceae. The record is from RefSeq and is a predicted model, not a curated record. The coding region runs from base 1 to 1818 and encodes 605 amino acids.